Triticum dicoccoides is the source of this 4151-nucleotide messenger RNA. Its product is annotated as transcription termination factor MTERF15, mitochondrial-like. Lineage: Eukaryota; Viridiplantae; Streptophyta; Magnoliopsida; Poales; Poaceae. Gene Ontology annotation, biological process: regulation of DNA-templated transcription. Gene Ontology annotation, molecular function: double-stranded DNA binding. Bases 121 to 1272 code for a protein of 383 amino acids. The transcript has 4 exons. The record is from RefSeq and is a predicted model, not a curated record.
GAGGGGCCACUUGGUCAGCUCAAGGUCGAGCCAGUCAACCAGACCACGCAAAUCCACACUGCCCGCUCCCCCUCGCCGCCGGCGCCACCGCCACCGCGCCGCCGCCUACACCAGCACACCAUGCUCCGCCUCCACAAGUGCAUCCUCACCCAGCUGCUCCCUCGUACCUCUGCCUCCACCUCCCCACUCCACCGUCUCAUCUCCGCCGCCGCGCCCGCCGCAUCCCCAGGCCCCAGCUUCGCCGUGGAGGACUACCUCGUCGCCACCUGCGGCCUCACCCGAGCGCAGGCGCUCAAGGCCUCCACGAAGCUCUCCCACCUCAAGUCGCCAGCCAAUCCCGACGCCGUCCGCUCCUUCCUCGCCGGUCUCGGCCUCUCCACCGCCCACGUCGCAGCGCUCGUCGCCAAGGACCCCAAGUUCCUCUGCGCAAGCGUGGAGAGGACCCUGGCUCCCGUCGCCGUCGGGCUCGCCGGCCUCGGCCUCUCGCGUCCCGGAGUCGCGCGGCUCGUCUCGCUCGCCGGCGAGUUCUUCCGCGGCAGAUCCGUCGCCUCGAGGCUGGCCUACUUCCUCUUCCUCUUCGGCUCCUACGAGGACCUCCUCCGGGUGCUCAAGCACAGCCCCAAUCUCCUCGGAUGCGACCUCGACCGGGUCAUCAAGCCCAACGUCGCCUUCCUGCGGGAGUGCGGGCUAGGUGCUUGCGAUAUUGUCAGGCUGUGCAACCGUGUGCCAUGGCUGCUCGGCAAUAACCCGGAGCGCGUCCGGGCGAUAGUGGCGUGCGCCGAAGGGCUCGGUGUGCCCCGUGGAUCGGGGAUGUUCGGGCAAGCGCUGCAAGCUGUCGCAUUCCUCACCCAGGAGAAAAUCACCGCCAAGGUCGAGCACUUGAAGAAGAUGUUCCGGUGGUCGGAUGCCGAGGUGGGCAUUGCUGUUUCUAAGGCUCCGGCGGUGCUGCUGAAGGCCAAAGAAUCGCUGCAGCGCAGGUCCGAGUUCCUCAUCUCCGAGGUGGGGUUGGAACCUGCAUACAUUGCUUUUCGUCCAGCAAUGCUCAUGUACAGCUUGGAGGGCAGGAUCAGACCCCGGUACUACGUUGUAAAGUUUCUCAAGGAAAAUGGAUUGCUAAAUCAUGACCGGGACUACUAUAAUACAAUCGUGAUCAGCGAGAAGGUAUUUAUGGACAAGUUCAUAUGCCCUCACAAGAAAUCUGCACCGCACCUUGCUGAAGACUAUGCAGCAGCUUGCAGAGGGGAAGUGUCCGUGAGAUUCAUAUCUGCAUGAACCAACAGCAGGGUGUUGAAUUUUGAAAAUGUGUACUGCACAAUGAAGAUUUCGCUCUGCCACCCAAUAAAGGUUUCCUUGUUCUUUUUGUAACUAUAUGUUUUUUUCCUGCUAUUGUAUGUCCCCUGUUUUUUUGAAUCUGUUGCAUGCUACCUUAGAAGGGGAGCCUUGGCGCAGUGGUAAAGCUGCUGCCUUGUGACCAUGAGGUCAUGGGUUCAAGUCCUGGAAACAGCCUCUUACAGAAAUGUAAGGAAAGGCUGCGUACUAUAGACCCAAAGUGGUCGGACCCUUCCCUGGACCCUGCGCAAGCGGGAGCUACAUGCACCAGGUUGCCCUUUUUUUUUUUGCAUGCUACCUUAGUCGUUGCUAGCUCCUGAUGAAACUGAUACUUGCAUUCCUUUUGAACUUCUUCAUCCUCAUUUAAUGUUGACACAGUCCUCAUGGUAAAAUAUAUUCAAUCGAAUUUCUGAGGGCUUCAUCUUGCGCCUUUUAUACAUACAAUCCGUACAUUGCUCGCCUUCAAGGGCUCAUCUGCUGUCUUUAGAUGACAAGUGCAUAACUCCCAAGUAUAGAGCUGUCAUUUGUCGAUGCCAUUAUUAUAUAUAAUAGUAACUGGAACCCACUAAAUGAUCAAAAGGCUUUCAAAGAAUCAAAAUAGAGUCACAACUCAAGUAUCCAAGCAUUUUUUGCUUAUACACUCCUUUCACAAAGGAGGAGAAGUGGUUUGUGCUUGCAAAACAGGGCAUGCUUACUGAUAAGUGAUAACUACUUCAAGGAUAACACAUAGCGUAAGCCAUUCCUGGAUCAGUUGCGGUGCAUCAUGUAUUCAUAUUUCUUCACUAGACUAGUAGACUUGAUGAGCUUCAGCAUAACGACUGUGCAAGUAAAAGCUCUGAAAGAGACAACUUUAUGGAUAAAGUAAUUUCAGAGCUCUUGACAAAAUAAACCACAAAUGUUGUGGGCGGCACCAAAAUCGACUGUACAUCCAUAUCAGAAGCUAAUAUCAGCUGGAAAUUUUACCCAGAAAGAUUAAUGUAAUAGAUGAAAAAGAGGAAAUGUGUGGAUUGGAUGGAGAUCCAUCUAAUUUCUGGUUAAAUUUACUAGAGGGAAAAUGUGUGGAUAGUCGAAUUCGCUCUCUUGCCAUGACAUUGACUCACGAACUCGAGUCGGACUCAUUCACUGCUGACCUUCUUUGAGGACCGUUCGUGUUGGAGCUAUAUAUGUGAACCUCCCGAAUCAAGCCAUAAAAUCUUGCAGAACAUAGAAGAACCAGCCAAAGUUCGCGCUGACCAGAGGAAGCGUAGAAAGGUUGGCGAAAUCACAAGUCCAUCUUCAAAAGGUUCACCUGACAACAAGCACGAUGGUAUGUUGUUGCCUGAAAAGUAUUCUACAUCGAGUCCUGCUCUUCAACCACUGGAUGACACACAACGAAAAUUAGGGGUGGAAAAAAGGAUAAGCACAACCAAGAAUCUUCACUUCCAAGUUCCAACUAAUAAGCAAGACUUGUCACAACUAAUUAUGGCCCUAAAAUUGCUGGAGCUAUGGCUGAACAGUUGUUUGAACAGUUAUUCCAGAGCCACUGGGCAUACUGCACGCGUUCAUCAUAGCCUUGAGUCACUUGCCCUUGCUAGAAAAAGCUUGAACUGUGAGUGCAAUGAAGAGCUUGCGGGGUUCAUCUAUGGAAAAUUAAGGACCCUAAAGAAGAAGAAGAAAAAUCCAAAUAGAGCAAUUGAAACUAACAUCACGGGUCAACCAGUGUCAGUAGAGGACACCCAAAUCUCAUGGGAGGAGACCUCUACCAACUUGAGAAAUGACCACAUGUUCCAAAAUAAGGAAAUGGAUAGUCAUGGCAAUUUCACAAAUGGUGCACUACAAGAGGUCUCAUCUGGUGUUGAACAUAUGAUCUCAGGUGCAGGAACUUGUUUAAAGAAACUCACAGAGAAUGCCAUUUGUCAAAUGAUGAGCUUCCUAACAUGAUUGUGGAGAAAAUAAUAGAGUUAGUUGAAAGACAAUGAUCAUGGCAAUUUCACAAAUGGUGCACCACGGGAGGUCUGCUGAUUGUUGGUCCAAGCACAGCUUUAAAUUCCGAGGAUUGCACGCGGCUCUGCGGCAAUGGGCGAACAGGAAAGGAAACCUGCACCUGCUGAUCUCAAACAAUAAGUUGGUGCCUGAUUGCCUCAAUGCGGUGGAAGAAAGGAGGCAUUUAUCUGACUCUGAGUUUCUUCUCCGUGUGCACGCAACAAGGAAGUUGGAGUCAUUACUCAAAUGGCAGCCCAUGUACUGGAAACAGAGGUCCAAGCUUAAUUGGUGCCGCAGCAAUUAUCAUGCUAAAAGGAAUUUUUUCGGAAUCAAGCUAGUAAAGAGGGUGGGGUGGAGCAUUUCGAGAUUUCUGACAAGCUGAGAAUUGCCAUGGAUUACUAUCAGAAUAUCUUUGGGCGCUCAUCCUCCUGCUCGCCUACUGUCAACCUUCUGUCAGUCUAUGUGCAGGCAGAGCAAAUUCAUUUAUCAGACCUUUGCACAGUGUUUAUGUGGGAAGAAGAUUUAUGGGCUAUUAAGUACAGUAUUCUCCAAACAACAGGAGUCCAGGGCUGGAUAGCUUCACCUAUGACUUUUAUAAAGCCAUGGACAUAGAGUUAUUCUCGCUGCUGCAGUUCAUUGAGAUUUGGCAGACUGGAGUUUUGUCAUCAUCGCCGCUUGUGCUAGCUGCCUAAACAUAGGGGACUAUAUUCAGUCAGCUUGUUGGUCAACAUGAUGAUAAGGGGCAUGUACAAUGGUUGAUAAGAUAUUCUUAUCUUAAGUUCUGCAUGUAAUUUAGAGAUGUCUACAAUGGUUGUGAGAUAUGUUGUGCUAAGAGGUCAUCUCUACAAGCCUUUUUCUUA